Messenger RNA from Aspergillus affinis, 3351 nucleotides. Its product is annotated as SUMO protease ULP1. Gene Ontology annotation, biological process: protein desumoylation. Bases 1 to 3351 code for a protein of 1116 amino acids. The record is from RefSeq and is a predicted model, not a curated record. Gene Ontology annotation, molecular function: deSUMOylase activity. The transcript has a single exon. Gene Ontology annotation, cellular component: nucleus. NCBI's taxonomy places the organism in Eukaryota, Fungi, Ascomycota, Eurotiomycetes, Eurotiales, Aspergillaceae.
AUGGCUGACAUCGAGAUGUCCGACCAGUACCACCCUGUCGAUGACGAGGACACGAUCAUGCACGACGCGAGCAUGCUUCCCGCCGACGAGUCUGAACUGGGAGUCAUGGAUUCUUCUUAUGAUCCUAUGGAUAUCAGUCCCCUCUCAAUGAGAAAUCCAUCUCCCGUUGGCGCUCAGCCCAAGGGCACCGUCCUGGGUCACCUUCCCAACCCCUCAGCUGUUGCCUCCGGACUUGACCAAAACUACGCGGUGCCCGCCUUCCCCAAUUAUGGCGCUCAGCCCAAGGGCACCGUCCUGGGUCACCUUCCCAACCCCUCCGCUAUUGCCUCCGGACUUGGCCAGAACGACGCGGCGCCCGCCGUCCCCAAGUACAACGGAAGGGGCUUUUCCCACAAUAUCACUCGUUCUCCCGUCAUCCGUGUGACUCGACGAUUCUCGCCCAAGUCCCCGAUUCACAACCCAUACCUCACUACCAUCAAUCCUGCAAAAUCGGUCUUGCGACCCCUCCAUCUACAAAACCAAACUCCUGUCAAAGAUCCCCUCGAGAGAAUGAAACGAAUGUUCCGCCCCCCUGACAAAGGGUUGGUGAUGGUCAAUUCGUCUGAACAAAUCUCCGAGAAGAAGAUCGAUCAAGUCCCCGAAAUCAAAAUCUCCGAACCAUCCUCCGAGGACAAGUCUGCUGCACAGAGCUCCAACGACAAGACUACCCUCCAUCUCAAUGUGAAGGAAACACCUUCUGACUUCCAGUUCCCCUUCAGAGUUCAUGAACCGGAAGCAUCCAGGAAGAGAUGCUACAACGACGGCCCAGCCCACCCCUGCAACUACCAGGUUCCUGAAGUGGCCGGUCACAUCAACACUAAGUAUCGUCGCGUGAGCAUUAACGACUUUCCGGUCUCCGCUAUGAAGGCGAACGACAAGCAAAAGCCCGCCGAGUCUCUUCACACUCCUCCCACCCAUGAUCGUGCGGCCUCCGAUCGCGUUACCGACGAGCACAUGUCCGCUCAAAACGGCCACAGAGUCCCUUCUAUUACCACCCCUCACCACAUUCCCGGCGCGUGGCCCGAAUCAUCUCCUGUCUACGAUCCUCUCUAUGCUACAGUUGAGGACGUUAUGAUGACAGGUGCUAUUACUACUGUACAAGACGAUAUUGUUAUGACUGAUGAAAACGAAAACCCCAAAACAAAAAUCAACAACAUGGCGAUCGAUUCCAUGGAAAUCGAUGAGCGCAACCAAGCAACCCAAAACAUGGACAUUGACCAGAAUGAAGCCCCUCUUGGGGAACAAAAUGCAAACUUCUGGCGCGGCUAUUGGCAUGGCUACUGGCAGGCGGCUUACCAGGGAACCACGAAGGCAGUUGGCACUUUGCUCAACUUCGUCAGAGACACCUUUUCUUCCUCUCCUUCGUUUGGACCCGUUGUCGACCAGACCUUCAGCAUCUUUCGACGGCGCCACCGUACAUCUCCCGAACGUCGUCGUGGAUCUCGUGAGUCUUCCCCCACCCAUCAGCAUUCCCCGACACGAGCAAGUCUUCGUUCGCUGCCCGAAGAACAGCGACACAAAAUCCGUUGCCACAAAUGGCGCAGCGACCGCAGAUCAGCAGGCCCAGUUGAGCUGCCUUUCCCUGAACUCCACAUUGAGUACCCCCAGUCUCCCGCAUCUAUCGAUUCCUCUUCGCCGAACAAAGAUCAGAAGAUGCCGGGAGCCAUAUCAUCCAAGCGGGCCAAGAACCCGAAAUUUACACACAGGCAGAAGGAGAAGCGCAGUCACCGUCACAGACAUGGACGUUCCAGUUCUAAACACGACUCUCGAAACGCAAAGGGUAAUCGGUCCUCCAUGUACGGCGUCCACAAGCAGCCUGCUACAGCUAGCACUCAUCCAAGUCAGGCAUGGGUUCAGCCAAUGAGCCCCAAUGUUCAUCGUCGAGUGUUUUUCGCUCAUACCCCCCCAAGAAGAUACCCCGAGCUGGCCGAGAAGGAACGGCAAUACGCUGCAUGGAGAAAUGGUCUCGGCGAAAAGCGCAGAAAGGAGAAGGAACUCGAAGCUCAGAUCCAGGAGGCCGCUCGUGCUGCAGCUGCGGUCCGGAAGGAGGCAACGGGCCGAGCAGGUGAUCAACGCACAUCGAAGGAGAAAGAAGUCCUCCAGGAAAACCAGAAAACCCAAAAAAACCAACAAAAACAGGAAAAACAAGAAAAAAAGAAGAGCCGCAAAGUCCACUUCCCCGAGUCGCCCAACUUGGCCACAGAGAUUGCUCCGCACCUUCGUCCCGCUGCUUCGGAGACCAAGUUAGAUGAAGAGCAGAAGGAGAACAUCGUCCCCACCACUGAAGAAAGCGAGAAAGGCCCGGAAGUUACCGUUGAGAAUGUCGCAGAAGCUGCUGUUAUUGACGAAGCGCCCCCCGAUACCGCUUCCGAGUCUGAGACCGACGAGGAUCCGUGGCUUCGCCUUGAUACCCCCUUUGGAAGACCCGUUUCUGCCGUGAGAUUGUUCUAUCCGGAUCCCCAGCCCCUUCCUGCUGGCAGAACAGAGUCCAUCUACGCAUCUGAAUGGCGCGAAAUGGAAGAAGAAGAGAAGCGCAAACAGCGCCAGACACGAAUCCGCCCCGACGGCCCUGCUGUACGUCCACUCAGUGAGGCAUGGGAACGUAAGGUUUCGGAACUCAGGCGCUUGCCCCCCAGUCGGAAGGUGGCGACGACCCUGAACGGCGAUCCCUUGAGCCAAAAAGAUCUGGUGACUUGCUACACGCCCAUGGCCUGGUUGAAUGAUGAGGUGAUCAACUCUUACCUCGCCAUCAUCAUCGAAUACCUCCGCCGGACCCACAACAACGCGGGCCGGCACGACAAGCCGCGGUUCCACGCAUUCAACUCGUUCUUCUUUGCGAACUUGCGCGACAAAGGCUAUGAGAGCGUCCGUCGUUGGGCCUCAAGGGCCAAAAUUGGGGGGGAGUCCCUCCUGGAUGUCGACACCGUCUUCGUCCCAGUCCAUCACAACUCCCACUGGACAUUGAUCGUUGUGAAGCCGAUGGCUAAGACCAUCGAGCAUUUUGAUUCUUUGGGCCCGCCCUCCCGGAGCCACAUCGCCGUGAUCAAAUCAUGGCUCCGGGAGGAGUUAGGCCCAAAGUUUCGGGGGGACGAGUGGACGGCGUUGCCGUCCCAGUCCCCCCAACAAAACAACGGAAGCGACUGCGGCGCUUUCCUGCUUUCCACUGCCAAAUCAGUGGCCAUUGGGCUCGAGCCGAUGUCCUACGGCGCCACCGACGUACCGUUGUUGCGCCGUAGGAUCGUGGCCGAGCUCAUGGCCGGUCGCCUAGAAGGGGAGUUUGACCCCGCCCAUGGUGGGGAGGUGCUGCUCUAA